Rotaria socialis is the source of this 732-nucleotide messenger RNA. The record is from the annotation of a GenBank genome assembly. NCBI's taxonomy places the organism in Eukaryota, Metazoa, Rotifera, Eurotatoria, Philodinida, Philodinidae.
AUGAAAACUAUAUGGCCGAUUUAUUCUUUGCUACUUACUGCUAUCAAUGCUCAAUCACUGUGUGACAAAGCAUCAUUUGUUGAUCGAGCCGGAUGGGGUGGACGAGAACCGACUUCGAUAACAAACCUAACGAGAAAACCUUUCUCAUUUUAUGUCAUUCAUCAUUCUUAUGAUCCACCAAAUUGCUAUGAUGAUACUUCGUGUAUUGAACGAGUAAAACAGAUUCAAGAUCUCCAUCAAACUACAUUCGGAUGGGCUGAUGUUGGUUAUCAUUUUUUAGUUGGCGAAAAUGGAAAAGUUUAUGAAGGUCGAGGAUGGAAUCGUCAAGCUGCUCAUUCACCCGGAUGGAACGAUGAUGCAUUCGGUAUUUGUAUUAUGGGUGAUUUUAGAACAGCACCUCCAAAUGAAAAAGCAUUAAAUGCAGUACGUUCGUGGAUUGAUUGUGGUAUUAAACGCGGUCAUGUCAAAGAAGAUUAUUAUAUUAUUACUCAUCGACAAUCCCAACGACCGGGUUAUACGGAAUGCCCUGGCAAUGGUACGAUGGAUGUUGUAAAUAAAUGGCCUCGAUAUUGUUCGUUUCAAAAUCCUGGUACACCGUUAGAUGCAAAUGAAACAUUAUUAUCUCUUGCUAAUAAUUUCUGUCGAAAAGAGGUUCCAUCUCCUUCAUCUGCUUCAACAUAUUUCAUUACACCCGUGAUUUUAUUUUUUCUAUUAUUAAUCUAUUCUUUGUAA